AGUUCUCGACUGAGCAGGCUGUACCACAUCUCCCGUCGUCCUCUACCAUCCCCGCCUGGGCCGGCCUCCGCAGAGCUCUGCGUUGUGGGAUAUGAAGUCCCAAACGUGGCUCAAGAAGGGGCAGUGUCCAAAAAGAGGUGCCGGACUCGGACUCGGUUUCCCUGCGGCCCCGGGAGGCUCGCGAACCAUUGGCUGAGCGGGGCGGAUCUGGUCCUGUUCUUCCCCGCCCCCAGUGACACAAUAGCAGCUCCCUCCAAGAUGGCGGCGGCGACGGCGGACCCGGGAGCUGGGAAUCCGCAGCCUGGAGAUUCCUCGGGUGGGGGCACUGGGGGCGGGCUGCCGUCCCCCGGGGAGCAGGAGCUGAGCCGGCGCCUGCAGCGUCUGUACCCCGCGGUCAACCAGCACGAGACGCCCCUGCCGCGUUCCUGGAGCCCCAAGGACAAGUACAACUACAUCGGCCUUUCCCAAGGCAAUCUCCGUGUCCACUACAAAGGUCAUGGCAAAAAUCACAAAGAUGCAGCCUCAGUACGUGCCACUCACCCCAUCCCUGCAGCCUGUGGCAUUUAUUACUUUGAGGUGAAGAUCGUCAGCAAAGGAAGAGAUGGGUACAUGGGAAUAGGACUCUCGGCUCAAGGCGUCAACAUGAACAGACUUCCUGGUUGGGACAAGCAUUCCUAUGGUUACCAUGGUGAUGAUGGGCACUCUUUCUGUUCCUCGGGGACUGGGCAGCCCUAUGGUCCCACGUUCACCACAGGAGAUGUGAUCGGCUGUUGUGUCAAUCUCAUCAAUGGCACCUGCUUCUACACCAAGAAUGGCCAUAGCCUUGGUAUAGCCUUCACAGACCUCCCGGCCAACCUCUACCCCACCGUAGGCCUGCAGACACCUGGGGAGAUUGUGGACGCCAACUUUGGGCAGCAGCCCUUCCUGUUUGACAUUGAGGACUACAUGCGAGAGUGGCGUGCCAAGGUCCAGGGCACUGUCCACUGCUUCCCUAUCAGCGCCCGGCUUGGCGAGUGGCAGGCGGUACUGCAGAACAUGGUCUCAUCUUACCUGGUGCAUCAUGGCUAUUGUGCUACAGCCACAGCUUUUGCACGAAUGACUGAAACCCCGAUUCAGGAAGAACAGGCGUCCAUAAAGAACAGACAAAAGAUCCAGAGGCUGGUGUUGGAGGGCCGCGUGGGUGAGGCCAUUGAAACCACCCAGCACUUCUACCCAGGGCUUCUGGAGCACAAUCCCAACCUGCUCUUCAUGCUCAAGUGCCGACAGUUUGUGGAGAUGGUGAAUGGGACCGACAGUGAGGUCCGCAGCUUGUGCUCCCGAAGCCCCAAGUCCCAGGACAGCUACCCUGACUCCCCCAGCCUCAGCCCCCGCCAUGGCCCCAGUAGUUCCCACAUGCACAACACAGGAGCAGACAGUCCCAGCUGCAGCAAUGGCAUCGCAUCCACCAAGAGCAAACAGAAUCACAGUAAAUAUCCUGCACCCAGCUCCUCGUCCUCAUCUUCCUCGUCCUCAUCUUCCUCAUCCCCAUCCUCUGUCAAUUACUCCGAGUCCAACUCAACAGACUCCACCAAGUCCCAGCCCCACAGCAGUACCAGUAACCAGGAGACCAGCGACAGUGAGAUGGAGAUGGAGGCAGAGCAUUAUCCCAAUGGUGUGCUGGAAAGCAUGGCCACGCGCAUUGUCAAUGGUGCCUACAAGCAUGAAGACCUGCAGACAGAUGAAUCCAGCAUGGAUGAUGGCCAUCCACGGAGGCAACUGUGUGGGGGCAACCAGGCUGCCACAGAAAAGAUUAUCCUGUUUGGCCGAGAGUUGCAGGCUCUGAGUGAGCAGCUGGGCCGGGAAUAUGGCAAGAAUUUGGCACACAAAGAGAUGCUACAGGAUGCCUUCAGCCUCCUGGCGUACUCAGACCCCUGGAAUUGCCCAGUUGGCCAGCAGCUUGACCCCAUCCAGAGGGAACCUGUGUGUGCUGCCCUCAACAGCGCCAUUUUAGAGUCUCAGAAUCUGCCAAAGCAGCCCCCUCUGAUGCUCGCCCUGGGCCAAGCAUCUGAAUGUCUACGGCUUAUGGCCCGAGCAGGCCUGGGAUCUUGCUCCUUUGCCAGAGUCGACGACUACUUGCACUAGCUGACCGUGCUGGCUGCCCCACCUGGCCUUCCAUGGGCCCCAGGACUGGAGCAGCCCUGCCCUCCAUAGGCACCUGGCACAGGGACCUGGAAGCCAUGGGCAGAGUCCACUCCUCCUGCCUGGCCUUUUCCUUCUACCUUUCUCUCCUUUCCCCCUCCCAGCCUCUUUUCUCCUCUGCUCCUCUUUCUUCCUUUCUUUUCCCCACUCUAUUUCUUUUCCCCCAAUCCUUUCACAUGCAGCAGCCCAUGACAUAGUAUUGGCUGGUUACUGUUGUGUAGCGCCUUUACUUGGAAAGAGGGUUUUGUUUUGAGGAGGGGUUGGGGGUUUUUUAAUCUUUUUUUUUUUUUCCCUCCUGACUGAGCCACCAGUAUUUAUCUCUGGAGAGUUUGUGCUGAGCUGGUUUCUGCUAAUUUAGUAAGGAAGCCUAUCCAAAUUGGUGAUAGCUUAUUAUUUUCAUAAGUAAAAAAAUGAGAUUAUAUAUAAAAAUAUAUAUAUUGAAAGAAAAAAGACACAGUAUUUAUCAUAGUGUUAGUGGUCCAGCACCUCUUAGGUGAGGCUGUCCAGACGCCAUAUGUUUUUAUUUGAGUCCAACUCGUUAAAAAGGAAUUAUCUUUGUUCCCUCAGCCAAGUGAUCUGUUUAUUUUAGGCUCCCCCUGUGUUGAGCUGCACGUCCAUCUGCAGUCCAGGGAAGCCGCAUGGUUUUUGGGGUGAGCCAUUUGGUAAGCAGGGUCAGGCUAAGCUGGUUUGCAGCAUGCCAUGACAUAUAUGUUCAUAGACCCCUAAGAGCUGAACUGAGCUGAGAACUGCAGGCCGAGAGUCCAGCAAAGGGGUGAGUUGGCCCAAGGCCACACAGCAAAGCAAAGGCGCAGAGGGUCCUCGGCCAGCAUGCUGUCUGCCACUCCACCCUCUCUCUGCCUGCUUUGCCCCUAUCUCUUCUCCUCUCGGCGCCCUGCCUUCCUUUUUUUCGAUGGCCAAAUAAUUCAUUUACUUAAUUGACUGCCUGGAAGCUACCUGCCUUUGACCUGGGAGCUGCUGUAUGCAAGCUGCUGGAAGACUCCACUCUCAGGAUGGAGGCCCUGGAGGACAGGGGCUGCUUUCUCCCUGCCUGAAUCUUCAUGUGCACACAACUCCGUUGGGAUUGAUGUUUUCUGUGGAGAAACUGGUUCCUCGUUGAGGCAGGUUUGUUGGCUAGCUGGAAUGAGUUCAGCCUUUUGACAUCCCUGGACCAGGAGUCACUGCAGCUGCGCCCCAGGCACUCACAGGAAACACUGUUAGGAGCAUUGCCGACCAGACAGAGGGACUCCUUGGGCCUAACAGGUGGAUCCUCAAGCUGGUGGAGUAAAGCAGUCUUCCUACUACAAGGGAAUCAGGAGAGGAAGGGCUGGAAUGGCUGUGCCCAAGAGAAGGAAGGGGCAGAGCUGCACCACAAUGUGAGCAAGCCCAAACAGCCCCUGCCAAGAGCCAGGUCACCUAUGCUGGGCCAGAAGGUACACAUGCAGUCCCCACCUGGAUCUGAGCUCCAUGUCACAGGACAUAGGAAUGGUUAGUGUGGCCUGAAAUCAGUCCCUGCCCAGCAACCUGAACUGGGCCCAUUGUACAAAUUUCCUGAGCAAGAAAAAUGAUCAAGUUGGACCAACUCCUGGUGAUGGGGCCAGAUCAAUGGCCUGUGCUCAUCCUGAGUUUUGCCCUGGGAGGUGAUCCUGAGGCUGUUGCUUUUCCUUGGUCCCUGCUAGGAUCUGCCUGGCAGCCCACAGAUGUUGCCUGACAGGAGUUAUUGUUUGUCUAUAAAGGAGAUGCAUUCUUCUUCACAGGGCUGAGCUCCAAUACCCAGAAGUUGGAAACAUUAGGCUGUUCAAACGCUAAUCAUGUAACAAUCCUGUUAAAACCAGUGGUGUUCACUGCUGCAUUGGGGUUCUGGAAACAUCUCCAUCCAUCUUUACCUUUUACAGUAAGGAAACAAGCCCCAGAGAUGAAAUUGUUUGGCUAAAGUUACACAGCAAAUUAGUGGCAGAGCCAAGACUAACUUUGUAUCUGUGCUUUUGGCACACUGUUUAGUCUUGAAGCUGAAUGGCAGAGGAGGGUUUAAGUUGAUGUAGCCUCUCACAGCAUCUGAGUAACUGAUCCCUUUAGGAGUUCGUUAGGGAUGGGGAUGGGUGCCUGGGUUUGGAUUAUGGAGUAGCUGAGAGAGGGUCCAGAAGGGCUCAAGACAUUUGUGUGCUAUAUGGAAUUGAGUGUCCCCCUGGUUCGUUCUUGGUACCUGUGGCCACCUCCCCACUUUCUGUGCCUUAUCUCACUGUUUCAGCUGAGUUCAAGUUGUUUACUCUGUUCCUCUCCCAAGGGGCUCUCUGUCCCAGUUGGACCGUUCAUCUUGGGGACAUAAGCCUUUGCCUCACAUACCGUGGAGAGGGCCAACACCAAGCUGCUGAGCCCGCUGCCUUGCUGUUAGGCCUGGUUGGCCUGCCAGCCCAGGGGCCCCCCAGAUGCACACCUGGCCCCACCUGCCCACCUCCAGGCUGGAUCUGACCCAUGGGAGCUGAGAAAGACUUGGUCCUAUUAGACUAUCCAGCCCUUGCGGAGCAGCCUUCCCUACUCACCUUCCCUGUGUGGCACCAUGUGGUUUCUUUGAAAGUGGAAACUGGCAGACCACUCAAAGCCAGAACCUCUUCUCUUGGCCCAAAUGGGUCAGUUAGUGAUGGGUAUAGAUGUCAGAACAGGGACACCAUGUGGCAGAGAAGUAGUGACUUGCUGGCAACCCAGCGCCUUCAUAUCCCUUAAGCAAGCACAAAGGUGAGGCAGAGGACUGUUGGAGCUGAAAGUUCCUUUGAUUGCUCACAACUCAGGUAUGUAUGCUGUGUGGCAGCUGGUCAGCAGAGGCCUGCCUAAUGCCAGUCCCGGGCAUCUGGACAUGUGGCCAGACUGGUUCCUGUGGCUGUCUGUGGCACCCACCUCUUUGCGUGGGCUUCUUCUCUAUUAAUAACUACAGUUGAAACAGGCAUCUUCCACAUUGUGCACACUGGUUCUGCCUUUGUCCUUGCAAGUUGAUAACUUGGCAUUAGCAUGAAAUUUGUGGGCAUGGGAGGGUUGAGAGAAUUCUAACAUAAAACAUCCUAUUAAAGUUGUACUUGAGAGAUGAGAAAAAAAAAAAACUCCUGUUGUAUUUUGACAGAAUUAUUUUUAUUAAAAUACACAUCCAUGAGCA
This is a messenger RNA of Ochotona curzoniae (black-lipped pika), 5320 nucleotides long. Its product is annotated as ran-binding protein 10. Gene Ontology annotation, cellular component: cytoplasm. Gene Ontology annotation, molecular function: protein binding. Bases 259 to 2121 code for a protein of 620 amino acids. Gene Ontology annotation, biological process: cytoskeleton organization; cell surface receptor signaling pathway. Lineage: Eukaryota; Metazoa; Chordata; Mammalia; Lagomorpha; Ochotonidae. The transcript has 14 exons. The record is from RefSeq and is a predicted model, not a curated record.